AUGCAUCUCACCACCGCCACCGCCGGCAUUGGCGCCACCGUCGCAACAAUCACUUGCGACGCGACGUUUUCCGAGAUCCAGUCGCUCGUCGCAUUCACCAGCGAGCACAGCAGCAUCUUGUAUCGCGGCAUCACAUAUCGCGGAUUCGCACGGUCUCACUGCUUCGUUUUCGGUCCCCGCGUCACCGCCAGCGAGGGGAAGGCGCGGGCCGUGGGGGGCGCAGUGGCGGAAGGCGCAGCGGCGGGGAGGGCGGCGGAGGAGACCGUGCUGGAGGUGCGGCGCGUGAGCUUCCAGCCGCACGGGUCUGACAGCUGGCUGCUCACUGACGUGUCGCUCUCGCUUCCUAAGAACAGGUCUCUCUCUCUCCCUCAGCUCUCCCCGCUCCUUCCCCCCUCCUCCCCUCUUCUCCUCCCCGCUUCUCCUCCCCGCUUCUCCUCCCCGCUUCUCCUCCCCGCUUCUCCUCCCCGCUUCUCCUCCCCGCUUCUCCUCCCCGCUCCUCCUCCCGCUUCUCCUCCCCGCUUCUCCUCCCCGCCCUCCCCGGUCCUCCCCGGUCCUUGCCGCCCUCCCCUCCCUUCCCGCCCUUCCCGCUUCUCCCCACCCACCCCGUUCUCCCGGCUCUCCCCCAUGCCAUGUGCAGCAGGAACGCUUUCCGUGGCACCAGCUGCUAUGGUAGGGGUGAAUGGUUGCACGUCUCUUCCAUGCUUCUCGCCUGCUUCUCGUUUCUCGUGCUUCUCUUCUCCCAUGCCUCUCCCAUGCCUCUCGCAUGCCUUGCCUGCAUCAAUCAACUUCUCCCCCUCUGCCAUUCCGACCCUGCCACCCGACCCUGCCACCCGACCCUGCCACCCGCCCCGGCAACCCGACCCUGCACGACAGCCUAGGGCUCAUCUUCGGCCGCAGUGGGGGCGGCAAGACCACUCUCCUGCAGCUCCUAUCAGAUGGGCGUUUCCCCCUUGUCAUGCUUCUUCUGCUGCCCCCUUCCGCUGCCCCUCCCUCUCUGUUCUUUCCCCGUCAUUACUCUUCCCCUCUCCCCCCACCCCACUUUCGUUUCGCCACUCCACCUGUCUCCUUCCUCCAUCACACUCGCCCUCUCUCCCCCCUGCUCCCCAGCUGCCCCUCUCUCUCAUUAACCCCAAAACUAUCCCCCUUCCCUCAUCCCCCCCUACCCGCCCCAUCCCCCGCAUCUCCCCCUCCCCAUAUCACCGCAUCCUCCCCCCCAGCUACUUUCCUCACAGACGGUGUGCUGGCAGAGCAGAGCUCACAUUCUGCUGGCAGAGCAGAGUUCACAUUCUGCUGGCCUUCACAACUACUUCCUCACGGAUAGUGUGUUGGCAGAGCUCACAUUCGGCUGGCCCUCUCGGGUGCAGGCAGGACUACUUCCUCACAGACAGUGUGCUGGCGGAGCUCACCUUUGGCUGGCCCUCACGAGUGGAGGACAUUCCUCUCCGCCAGGCGCUGGCUGCGCGUGUGCAGGCUGCACUCAUCGCGGCAGUGCACUUCAAUGUCAUGGGUCGAGGACAUUCCUCUACCCCUGGCGUUGGCUGCCCGCGUGCAGGCGGCGCUCAUUGCGGUGAGGAGUUGUGGGGUAGACUGAGGUGCAGUGAGGUGGAGUGCGGUGGGCUGGUAAGCAGGCGGUGCACUGCAGAGCCACGAGUGGAGGACAUUCCACUCCGAAAGGCCCUGGCUGCCCGCGUGCAGGCGGUGCUCAUUGCGGUGAGGGGGAGGAGUGAGGUGGGGAGGAGUGAGGUGGGGAGGAGUGAGGGGGGGAGGAGUGAGGUAGGGAGGAGUGAGGUGGGGAGGAGUGAGGUGGGGAGGAGUGAGGUGGGGUGGAGUGUGGUGGGGUGGAGGUGGGGUGGAGUGAGGUGCGGUUGGCUGGGUGGGGCUAAUGGGCGUGGCUCUGGACACCAACCCGCAUGCUCUCAGCUAGUCCCUCCCUCUGCAUCCUCCUCUCCCACACUCACCCUCCUUUCCACGUCCCUCAACCGCCCACUCCCCCUCUCCCCCCCACUUCCCAACACACAGGUGGGGCUAAUGGGAGUGGCGCUGGACACCAACCUGCGUGCUCUCAGUUCGUCCCUCCCUCAACGUCCUCCUCUCCCCCACUCACCCCCCUUCCCUCCUCCCUCCACCCACAUCAACACAGGUGGGGCUAAUGGGAGUGACCCUAGACACCAACCCGCGUGCGCUCAGUGGGGGCAACCAGCGCCGACUUGCCCUCGCUAUCCAACUCGUCAGUACACCCUCCUCUCCUCUCCGUUUCUCCCCACACCUGAGUAA
Messenger RNA from Closterium sp. NIES-65, 2274 nucleotides. Lineage: Eukaryota; Viridiplantae; Streptophyta; Zygnematophyceae; Desmidiales; Closteriaceae. The record is from the annotation of a GenBank genome assembly.